Chlamydomonas reinhardtii is the source of this 1837-nucleotide messenger RNA. RefSeq lists its product as uncharacterized. Gene Ontology annotation, molecular function: hexosyltransferase activity. The record is from RefSeq and is a predicted model, not a curated record. Lineage: Eukaryota; Viridiplantae; Chlorophyta; Chlorophyceae; Chlamydomonadales; Chlamydomonadaceae. The transcript has 10 exons. Bases 229 to 1524 code for a protein of 431 amino acids. Gene Ontology annotation, biological process: glycosphingolipid biosynthetic process.
GAUUAAACCCAGUGCCUGUGAUACUUAAGAUAAUGCUAAUUUAACUAGGCCACCUCAACCCAAUGCUAGCGCAAAUUUACAGUCAACUCGUUGUCCGCAGAGUUUUGCUGGCCGUAGAUGCCGUUUAAACCACAUGUCUACAUUGAAUAAAUUAUUGAGAUGCCAGACUGGGCCUAAGGACUGCUGCGGGAAAUACUGCGGGCCCCUCGAUGCACGCCCACUUGUAUCAUGAUUGUCCAGCUGGCCUUUCAGGCCAUAAUAUGCCAGAUAAUUGUAACUGCGACUGCGCGCGGGCUCGCGGCACUGGCUCCGCUGCCGCUCGUGGUGAACUACACGGAUGUGCGGCAGUGGCUCGACGACGGCAACACCGCCAACAUCUUCCUGACGUGGACGACGGGGCCGGAGACGCUGGACGCACUGGCGGUGGAGUGCAUCUCAUCAGUCAUCAAUGUCUAUGCGCACCAGUAUGAGCGCAGAGGCGCGGCGGGGGGCGUGUUCCUGCUCGCCAACGCGCUGCGGGAGGCCGACAUGGACGCACACGGCUGGGUGCGGCCGGGAGUGCACCUGGUGCGGUACGGCGUGGCGGAGGUGUUGCAGGACACGCCUGUGGGUUCGUGGUACGUAGAGAAGCGGGUCGAGCUGGAGGCGGGCAAGUACUGGUUCAGCCACGUCACUGACCUCAUGCGGUUUGCGCUGGUGUACAAGCACGGCGGCAUCUACAUGGACACCGACGUGCUGGUCAUGAGGCCCAUCAGCCCUGCGAACGUGAACAAGCUGGUCCGUGCGGUGGGCGACUCGAGCUGCUUCGAGUGCGCCGUAAUGUUCUUUGAGGCUGGCCACUCCUACCUGUUUGAGGUGCUCAAACAGAUUCCGCGCCACUACCGCGGUACAGAGUGGAUCAGCGCCGGGCCCAAGGCGCUCACCAUCGUGUACGACCACGCGCCCACGCACGCCCUCCACGAGCUGCCAGACCAAGUUGUGCCAGGCGCUUAUCUGGGCAUACGGCUGACUAAGGCCAAGCGUUUCUGGACAGAGGGCCACAUCCGGACGGAGGACUUUAUCGGCUGCGAGGUGAUCCACCUGUGGGGCAGCACGGCACGUGGCUACGUGACCAAGAAGUCAACCACCUACAUCACCGGCGAGGAGCAGGAGGAGCGGCUGAAGCAGCGGGUGGAUGCGCUGAGGCAAAUUUCGUGGUGCCGCAGCCGCGCCCCGCGGUUCGACAAGUGCGCUAACAUCACUGCGUGUAGUGCCAAGGCGAAGGCGCUGGCCAUUUCGUCUAGGAAGUCAGCUGGGGCGGCCGAUCAGACCGGAUUAGAUAGCGUAGAUAAUGACGGAAAAGCUGAGGGCUGGAACGCCGACCGCACCGGAGCUGGAGAGGAGGAGGGUGCUGAGGAGGGCGAAACGAGUGCAGAGGGGUUCGGUGAUGAAAGCGAUGAGGAGACGGGUGACGAGGGGGCAGGAGAGACUGAAGUAGAUAGCGGCGAGGUAGAUGGCGCGCGCAAAACACGAAGGCACGGGUAGCGUCACACGAGGAAGGAGUGAGUUACAGCUUGAGCGUCGUAUGAUCUGGCAGACCGACGAGGUAAUGACUGACGGCAAGACUGACGGUUCGUACGCAUUCGUUCCCACCACACUCGUCAUUGAGUUGCUGCCGGGCACAGGCAGGGCCAGGGGACGCAGGGGCACCGCGUGAAUGAUUUGCGUUGGAGUAAAACGCCGCACAUGGCGAAAAGGGGCGGGAGGAUGCAUGACUGCCGUGGGUAGACCAAAUUUGCGCUGGCUAAAGGGCUGUAGAGGCGGCCUGGGCCCGACGCAAUCCCACGAACACGAUCGG